Molecule: messenger RNA, 121 nt
Organism: Entamoeba invadens IP1
Lineage: Eukaryota; Evosea; Mastigamoebida; Endamoebidae
Product: tyrosine kinase, putative
Exons: 1
Source: RefSeq, a predicted model, not a curated record
AAAUAUAAAAAAGCCGCAGAUAUAUACUCAUUUGGUAUUACAAUGUUUGAAACUAUUGGAUGGGGUGAUAUUUAUCCAAAAACAAAUUUUAAGUUUCCAUGGAAAAUUGCUGAAUUUGUAA